GAUUGACAUGUUGUUGUGAUCAGAAACCGGUUUGGCCCAGCAAGGAGCUGCCGGAGUGCGGGAUGUGGCCCCGAAGAUGCCGGGUCCUAAGACCUCAAUGGGGAAGGGGCCGCAGCAGUCACUGUGAAUAUGCUGCUUAUCACCCAUCACCCAGCAGGGGGAGACUGUGAGCCUUCUUCCAUCAGGCACCAGAUUCCCCCUGAAGUAUAACCCAUGGCAGGGAUGGCAGUGGAGGACCUCGGCGCCUCCCGGUGUGGGAUCACCCCACUGCAACAAAUAAUAGCCUCAGGAACCGGUGCUCUUCUCACCUCGCUCUUUGUGACUCCUCUAGACGUUGUGAAGAUCCGACUGCAGUCACAAAAGAAACCAUUCUCCAAAGUAAUGUCUGUAAAGUCUCUUCCCCGGGCACCCCCCUUGCGCCACCCCACAUGGCGCUGUUUCCUGUACUGUAAUGGUCUCAUGGAUCAUCUCUUUGUGUGCCAGCAUGCUACAGCGUGUAGCACCUGGUAUAGAACACCCAACCACUUCCACGGCACACUGGAUGCUUUUGUGAAGAUAUCGCGUCAUGAGGGUUUAACAUCACUAUGGAGUGGUCUUCCACCAACAUUGGUGAUGGCUGUGCCUGCAACCAUAAUCUAUUUCACCUGUUAUGAUCAACUGAGGGAUUUUCUGUGUUACAACAUGGGAUACAGCGGCAGUCACAUCCCUCUCGUUGCUGGUGCGCUUUCCCGCUUGGGUGCAGUUACAGUCAUAAGUCCUCUAGAGUUGAUCCGUACAAAACUGCAGUCUCGACAGCUUUCAUACAUUGAGCUAGGAGCCUGUCUGCGUUCUGCUGUCUCUCAGGGGGGAUGGCUGUCACUGUGGAAGGGAUGGGGACCUACAGUUUUGAGGGACGUCCCAUUUUCAGGUCUUUAUUGGUUUAAUUAUGAGCUUGUGAAGAGGAAGCUCAGUGACACUUGGGGGUCAUCAGAGGCCCAGUUUCUCAUCAGCUUCACAUCAGGGGCCGUGUCAGGAGCUGUGGCAGCUAUUCUCACUUUGCCGUUUGACGUUGUAAAAACUCACAGACAGAUUGAACUUGGAGACUUGGAAAUAGGGUCAUCAAGACGUCAAAGGUCUUCCACUUGGAGGGCCAUGCGCACAAUCAAAGCAGAAUCUGGCGCCCGUGGACUUUUUGCAGGAUUCAUGCCCCGAGUCAUCAAGGUUGCACCAGCCUGCGCCAUAAUGAUCAGCUCUUACGAAUUUGGGAAGACUUUUUUCCAAAGGAAGAACCAGGAAAAGCUUCAGACGCUUUAAAAUGCACGAAAAUUACAACCGACCAAAUUCUAGCUCUUAAAUUCUAGCAUCCAAGUCUGGAUUAAGAAGUACUGUGCAGUACAUGGUGGACCAUUUCCAGGCUGAUUUUGUGGACCACAGGCUACCUAGAAAGCGCCAGUAGUUAUUCCUAUUAGUAAGCACUUAAAACAGAGUAUGUGGAACCCAACAGCCUACAAUGGUCAAGUUAUAACCACUGGCUAUAUCUGACAACUAAUUCUAAUAAUACGAAUGCCCAGAGGUCCAUACAGAUCUUAGUCAAAGGGUAGAAAUUAAGUAGAAUUUUUGGCAUUUCCAUUGAACAGAAAGGCUUUGUUUAAUGGUUGGAGCUUUGUCAAAAAUAUUUUCACGGGGACUUAUCACUAUGACCAAGUGUCCUGUAGCUAAUCUUCAGACGUUAAAAUAUGCAAACCUUUUUGAACUUGUUUCCAAAUGUUGUAUCCUAGCGAUAUGCCCCCAUUGACUGAGAUAGGAAUACCCCUUUUAAUGGCCUUUUAGUUCAACUUUUUAAAUACUGCCUUUCCUGGCAAUGGGAAUAUCCUUUUUGAAACUGGCUUCAAGUUUUAUUAUCAAAUGAUCUUUUAAGUGUUUGUUGAGGUUCAGGUUAUAUUUCACAGCUACAUGCUAUCUAAGGUACUGGUCUUUUUGAAAAUGGGUCAUGCACUAAACUAAAGAUCAUACCUUAGACUCCAGGCCUUUAAUCUGUUCGUUUGACUGAAUUUUGACCAUGGAGGAUCAAGUGUGGAACCUUGAGCCAUUAAUUUGGUACCAGGCAGAAGAAGACAUUAGGUCGCUGUAAAACUAUAAAUGCAGCAGCCGAAUAUUUUGGAGAGAGGUGGCUGAAAGCAGAGACCUUGGACUGUAUGUUUAGAAGGAGACUUGAAAUCAGAGACUAAAAUUAAAUAGCUCUAUGUAACACCCCCCCCCCAAGUCUUCACUCAUUCCCUGGUCACCACACCAUCAAACUCCUGUCCCAUAAUGGAUGUCGCUGGAGCAACAUGUACGUUGAGAUGUCCUAUGAAGUGCCUAUACUCGUGUAGGAAGUUUUCCUCCACUACUGCUGCCCCAGCUUAAGAGUAGCAACACAAGAGAUGGACUUGCACAACUUCCUUCUCUUCUUUCCUGUCAUAGAUUGACUUUCUAAUGUUUUUUUUUGUACUGUUCUGUUGCAGUCUUCAUAUAAUGGAUAAAAUUGUAUUGUUUUUCUAUGGGUAGCUAAAGUCGCAGUCUGUUUUGUGAUCAUUGGUGACUACAUAACUGCCACGUGGUGCACUCUUCCAAAUCCAGGAGUAUUUUUGGGUCAUCUUCUCGGUCACUGGGUCAAGUCCCGAUAGUUUUCCUUGAUAUCAAUGCACUUGUUUCCCACACAAGGAGAUUGCUUACCACCCUCCAAGAUAGACAUUUAGGAUCUCCAUUGCAUCUUGGUGCACAUAGAAUAAAUGGCAAAAGAAAACCGAAUUUCGUGUAUCGGGAAAACAUUCUCUCUAGUUUUAUUAUAUUGGACUCUGCUGAUUGAUAUUUGGCCCAUAAUGAAUUCCGACUUACGACUUUCAAAGAUAAAUUCGCUGUAAAGCUGGGACUACAUGGUGACGUCUUCAUACUUAAAGGGGUUAUCCUAGCCUUGAUCCCAGCCUGGUUCCCACCCACAAUGCUCGCGGGUUGCAUCUGCUCAGUCACUCACCUCCGGGAUCAUGUGCUGUACAUUUCAGCAUGCAACCCUAGCCCAGUUUCCACUCACAAUGCUAGCGGGUUGCAUCUGCUCAGUCAGGCAGCCUCCGGUGCAGACGGUGUUCACAGCGUCCGAGGCUUCCUGACUGCGCAGGCACAACCCCUGUACAUUAUGGGUGGAAACCGGGCUAGGGUCGCAUGCCCAAGCACAGCACGUGAUCCCGGAGGUGCCUGCAAAGGAAUAAGACCUGGUAGCCUGGCACUUGCCCAGUGUGGGAGGGUACAUCAUCGUAAGUCUGGGCGUUGUGGGCAUGUAGAGAUAUAUAUACAUAUUUUUUUUUUUUUUAAAAGAGCCCCUUUAAGUUACGAUACAAUUGUGGAAUGACCGUGACCCCCUUCAAUGUUUCCCUAUGGGAAGUAAAGUUGUAAUAACCUCUGGAAAAAGUCUAAUCGAAUCAACCAAAUGCUGAUCUGUAGCCCUUAUGUAGAGCUCUGAGAAUAGACGCUUCAGUGUUCUUAUUCAUUACUUACUAAACGACAACGGGUCCAGUUUAAUACUUAGAAUUCUUAGGCCUAGUUCACACUUCAGUGUUUGGUCAGUGAUUUCAAUCAGUGAUUUGUGAGCCAAAACCAGAAGUGGAGCCUCCACAGACAUGAGGUAGACGGGAAAGAUCUGCUCCUGUUCUAUGUUUAGAGCUGCACCUGGUUUUGGCUCACAAAUCACUGAUGGAAAUCACUGACUAAACACUGAAGUGUGAACGAGGCCUUAGAAUGGAGGAGUCAUAUGUGUUUUCACCAGUGGUUCUCGAAACAAAACUGACUGCAACUUUACUAUGGGGAAAUCAAACUCUUUCACUGCCACCAUUGCAGGCAUAUAUGGCAAAGAAAGGUUUCAACUGCUGAGCGGUUUACAUAGAUAUAUAUCUGACACGUCACUAUAGGGUAGUGCCUGUGGGAUGGCAAGGAAUGGGUUAAAGCAUCAGAGAUGACCAUGGGUUGGUAUCAGACAGCCCCUACACACCGCAUUAUAUUUGUGGUCGAUAAAGGUAGGAGUUGUAACUGAAUCGGCCAUUUUGUUGGCUCGACCAUCAUGUUACAAGGGCUCCAUCAGACAGCUGUGAUGUGACCACAGAUCUAAUGACCUGAACCAUCAGCGUCCCGAUCAUUAGACCUGAGGUCAGGCCGGGAUUUUUGGACACUAAAAUGGCGGCUACGUUGCUGCUGUCUGAAUGGGGCUUUUACCUCAGUGCAAUUAUUAUUUCCUAGGCCAACAAGAUGGCCGCCCCCUGCUGCCAAUUUAUCACCCAUGGACAGUUUAUUUUCUUUUGUAGGUUUUCUUUUCAUUGUAAGAAUUAGCUGAGGUAGAAUUUGCUCCUUCAAGAUGACAUUCUUUAUAUAUUCACCGAUUGGGGGAAGAAACCUUCCUUUACUCCGUUUAUUUCCUGAACUAGCCUUGCUCAGAAAGGAAAUAUGGAAGAGAACAUUAAAGGGGGUUGGGCAGCGGCUUAAUAUUGAUGACCUAUGCUCAGUAUAGGUCAUCCAUUGUUAAUGGGGUUGUGCAGCCAGUAAUUUUGAUGACCUGCACCGCUACCCCUUCAAACAGGAGUUGGACCCCCACCGAUCAGAUAUUGAUGAAAUACUCUGAGGAUAGGCCAUCAGUGUUAACCCACUGCACAACCCCUUUAAAGGGGUAUUCCCAUCACAGACAAUGGGGGCAUAUUGCUAUUAUAUGGCCCCAUUGUCUCAUAGGUGCAGGUCCCACCUCUCGGACCCGCGCCUACACGGAGAACAAGGCUAGGAAGGUGGCGGAGGGUGCACUGCACAGCUGCCCUCCAUUCAUUUCGAUGGGACUGCCAAAAAUUGCUCGGUUAUUUCCAUCAGUCGUGAAUGGGAGCAGUAGCCGCACGAGAGCGGUGCACUCCCAUUCACUUGUAUGGGGAGAGCGCUUGGCGAGGGACGGACCCCAGGAAAUUCAGGGUCUUCCAGACACCACUCUCAGCGUAGGUGCCCCUGCACCUAUCAGACAAUGGGGGCAUAUCCUAGUGAUAUGCCCCCAUUGUCUGUGAUGGGAAUACCCCUUUAGGACACAUGUACAUUUUUCUUUCAGGUUAUACAAUACAUUACUUAUAAUUAGGGUCCGAUAAUAUGUGCGCUUAGGUUAUAUGGGAGCAAAUGCUAUAUUAGCUAUAGGCAGGCAUCCGUUUGGUUUCUCCUUGUCUCACGGUGUCAGUUGUCAGACCACUGUUUUGCUCCACAGAAGUUCAGACACAAGUUGCGGUGGUUUGUAGUCAUGAUGUUCACUGUUAAUAAACUGCAUUUGAUGCAUGGA
Bufo gargarizans (Asiatic toad) is the source of this 5308-nucleotide messenger RNA. Its product is annotated as solute carrier family 25 member 39-like. The record is from RefSeq and is a predicted model, not a curated record. Bases 214 to 1293 code for a protein of 359 amino acids. NCBI's taxonomy places the organism in Eukaryota, Metazoa, Chordata, Amphibia, Anura, Bufonidae. Gene Ontology annotation, biological process: mitochondrial transmembrane transport. The transcript is spliced from 13 exons.